Onthophagus taurus is the source of this 3682-nucleotide messenger RNA. RefSeq lists its product as uncharacterized. NCBI's taxonomy places the organism in Eukaryota, Metazoa, Arthropoda, Insecta, Coleoptera, Scarabaeidae. The record is from RefSeq and is a predicted model, not a curated record.
AUUCGCGCUCGUGCUGCUGUUCUUGAAGCACCUUCGAAAGCGAACGGAUACAUCGAGACCUCUCUCUCGAACGCUCGUAUCUUCUCGCGCCUCGUGUUAUUAUUUUGUUGCUUUUUUUUGUUCGUUUUCUCGAUUCUUUUUACGUUCGGUUUUAUAGCGUUUUUAAACGAAAAGCGAAAGUGUGAAUGUAAUCGAAACACCUGAUGUGACGAUGAUGACCCGUCCUUUUCAAUUUAUGAGAGGAGAAAAGUAUCCUUUUUAAAAAUAAUUGAAGAGGAUUGAUUUCGGUUUUGAGAAAAUUUUCUUUGAAAGUUAAGUUGUAAGAAAAUAAAAGAAAAUGCCAGCUGAUGAUGUUUAUUGGAGUCCAACAGAAUUGGAAAGUGAAGAAUCAUCAAGUAAUAUUUACAAAAGUUACAUCGAUCCGUGGGAUUUAGAAAAUUACGCCUACAUAAGAGAACACUUAGAUUCUCUUGAUUUAUCCACGACAUCUUCAGAAGCUGAUGGUGGUGGUGGCGGGGGAGAAAUGCAUUCUUUGCCGCCAUCCGCAUUUUCGUAUACGUCCCAUCAAAGAAAUCGGCCUCAAGAGUUAAGAAAUUCGAACGUAGUCGAUAAAUAUGGCAGUUUAAUGAAAUCGGAACGAACGACAACAACCACUUCUAAUUACGCGGCUAUUGAUGAAAUCCGCGAUACAAGAGACUUUGAUGGAUUUUAUUAUGGCCCCAAAAGAAAUAUCGAGCGAAGAUACAGCAUGAGAAAUCGAGAUUACGGCCAUCAAAGUGUGGACGAAAGCUUGUAUGGAGAUGUUGACAGCAUGUCUCAUAUUUACGCAAAAAGGCGCCAAGAAACUAAAAUACCCGCCGCCAAAAUAAGAAGACGAAGAAGUUACAGUUAUAGUCAAGGAGAUUAUGGAUACGAACCAUUAAGCUCUUACCAAAUUUAUAGUCGAUUAGAAGACAUAAAGCAACCCAUCCCAUCAUCACCAAUUUACGACGAUAUCCGACAACCAACUCCAACGCCGACCAAUUUCGGCUUGAGCAAUUACGGUCAUUUAAAAAUUGACUAUUCCUACAGCUGGAACACGCUAAAUAAAUUUAUUUAUAAUUGAUUGGUAUUCAUGAUCUGUUUACGUUAACUUUCUGAAAGUCUAACACGUUAAAGAUGAUGUAAAGGAACGUGUUGGAACGUCACUAUCGUUGUAUUUAAUUUUAAUGUAUUGUUUACUGUUGUAUACUAUGUAUUAACUCUUUACCAAAUUGAAAAACACUAUUAAAAAAUAAUUUGUUGUAAUUAAUUGUUGUAACUCUUUACAUGCAAUCAUGUAUACUAAGCAAAAGACGAGAGUCUAAUUCAAAAUCAUUUCUUGUUUAACAGAAAGAUGAAAUACUCUCUCUUUUUAAUGGACAGAAAAAUUUAAAAUAACCGUUUAAACGAAAUCGAAAUUUAUUUCAUUUUAUAAUUUUAUUUCAUAGGUACCAGAUAAAUUGCUAACUUCACAAAUAAUAAUUAGGCAAUGCAAGAUAAAAUUGUCAAGAUUCACAUAAAUAUGUGUUUUCUAAAUGUGUUUCACAAAUAUUUUUGAUGGCUAAUUUAUCUUAGCAAAUAAUGACAGUUUUGAAUAAAAAAUGUUGUAUUCAAUGCUUUGAUACACAUAAGGCGUCAUAACGAAUUUUUUAGUGUUCAAGUGUUAAAAAAAAUGUGUAAAAUUUACAUGCGCAUAAUUGAUACAUCAAAAGCCAAAAUAGAAAAUUAUAGGAAUUCAUUCAUACACUCCUUCUUACAUCGACUUCACUACUUUUCUUCCGUCAUUCAUCCAAACUCAUAAAAGAAAAACAAGACCAGUUCAAACUGUAAUACCAACAGUCUAAGAAAUCAUCUUUAUAUGUUUCAUCCUCCAUUCACAGAAACCUCAUCAGCGGUGACCUUUUCACGUUUAUUUAUCUAUCCAUCCAGACCGAUUUGAAUUCAAAUAAUAACACAUUGAAUGUCUUAGUCAAAAAUUCAAAUCUUCUAUAUUCUGUUUUGUAUCUCUUUGUCUAUUGUUCUAUUCUUAGUAAUAAUGGUGUCCAUAUAUUACAAUUUAUCUAGUAUUUCUAGUCUCUCCCCGUAUAGUCCCAUACUCAUGUUUUUAUCUUCUUCUCCUUUCUUUAUGUGCGUAAUCUUCGUUUUUCCUGUAUUUAUUUACAUUCCCCUUUCUUCUAAGGAUGCUUUCCAGAUAUUAAUUCUUCUUUGUAGUUCUAUUGUCGUAGUAUCAACAUUAGUUCGUCUGCAUGGAUUACAUCGAAUGUCUUCAUCGGUGUUCCUUGUAAUUUUCGCAUCGGAGCUUUUCCACAUCGACUAUAAUUGCUUGAGCAACCAUCUUUUAACGUUUCUAUACGGUGCGUAUCUUGUCAGGUCCAAAGUCAAUACAGUUUUCAAGUUUGUCAAUAAAAAUGCAGAUGUAUGGAUACUGAUAUCUUUUCUUUCACAAUUUCUACUUAGAAUUUUUUUUUCAGUUUAUCGAUCUUCGAUAAUUCUUUUAACUGCGUUUUUUCUAAGUCCUGUAUUGCCUUUAUUCCAAUUGGAUGCCUUUGACUAAUUGAAUUAUCUGUCCAUCAAUCAGAUUUCUAACAGGAUCUAGUUUAGGACUAGUUUUAAAGCUAUGUAUAAAUUACUUAGUAUUUAUAUUAUCUUAAAUGAAAAGCCGAACAAUAACAGAACACAGAAUACAGAACACAAAUUUGAAUGCAAUUACGAAGGUGUUGACAAACAGACGUGCAUUCCAGUUCGCACGCACGUUUCUCAUCAAUCAUGAAUUGUUUGGCUAAAGUAAAAAACACGCAAACAAAAUAACCACUUCGCGAAGAAUGCGUACCGUAACUUCCACUGUUGUUAUCCCAUAACAGUGGGAGUAGCACGAACACUCCUUUUCUUAAUUUAUCGUUUCAAGAAACGACGACUCGAACGUAAUCCAGUUUUAAAUUUAAAACUAUUUCAUUAACCACCAAAAAAAUUAUUUCCUCACCUCUAUUUCCGCAACCUAACCCGAACUUCAUAAACACGAAAACCUGAGGAAACAAUCUUUUUUGCUUCUCGUCCUUUAAACUUAAACCUACACAACCUAGACACAACUUUAUCAACACAAUGAUAUAAUGAUCUAAACACAAAGUAUCUUAUCUGCAAUGAUAUUGCAUCAUAUUGAAAUCAAUCACCAACUGUUAUCGGUAGUAAAACCAUUCGUUGAAACAACAUGAAGUAUGUAUUAAUUAAAUAUAAUCUUUAAAUGUUUUGGCUAUCUCUAUUUCGGCGCCUAAGCUGCGAAAUUGAAGUAGACACAACUCUAUAUCAUAAAGAUAAAUGUAAAAAAAUAUCAAAAAUUAAAAGUCGAUCAUUAUUCAAAAAAUACGAUUUAUCAAUACAAUUAUCACUUUAUAAUCUUUCAACCAUCAAUGAUAAACAACUUUUGCGACUAUGUGUUAAGAAAUAAAUACAGAUAUUUGUACAAUUUAUUAAUAGUGUCAUUUGACUUCUAAAAUAAAACUAUGUUAACAAAAAUUUUUUGUGUUAAAGAGUUAAUACAACAUUAAUAGUAUUCGCACCAAUAUUUUCGAUGCUAUGUAUCAUUCAUAUCGUUGUUUUUUUCUUUUUAUAAUUAUUAUCGAUAGAUUUGGUUAUUUUUAAUUUUUAUUUUAUUCACGCUGUAAUA